This is a messenger RNA of Austrofundulus limnaeus, 2356 nucleotides long. Its product is annotated as angiotensin-converting enzyme. NCBI's taxonomy places the organism in Eukaryota, Metazoa, Chordata, Actinopteri, Cyprinodontiformes, Rivulidae. Gene Ontology annotation, biological process: proteolysis. Gene Ontology annotation, cellular component: plasma membrane. Gene Ontology annotation, molecular function: metallopeptidase activity; peptidyl-dipeptidase activity. The record is from RefSeq and is a predicted model, not a curated record.
GGUUGGAAUGCUACCAGGAUGUUUCAAGAGUCCGAUAGAUUUUUCACUUCUCUGGGUCUGCUGUCAAUGCCCAAAGAGUUUUGGGACAAAUCCAUGCUGGUGAAGCCGAGUGAUGGACGGCAGGUUGUGUGUCAUGCUUCUGCGUGGGACUUCUAUAACCGGAAAGACUUCAGGAUAAAACAGUGCACAGUGGUGACCAUGGAUGACCUGAUCACGGUGCACCAUGAGAUGGGCCACGUUCAGUACUUCUUGCAGUACAAAAACCGACCGGUGUCCUUCCGAGACGGAGCCAACCCAGGCUUCCACGAAGCCAUUGGUGACGUUCUUGCCCUGUCGGUGUCCACGCCAAAACAUCUGCAGAGCAUCGGCCUCCUGGACAAAGUUGAGAGCAACUAUGAAAGCGAUAUCAACUUUUUGAUGAGCAUGGCCCUCGACAAGAUUGCUUUCCUGCCUUUUGGCUUCCUGAUGGAUCAGUGGAGGUGGAAGGUUUUUGAUGGACGCAUUCCACACACCGAGUACAAUAAAGAGUGGUGGAACCUGAGAUUAAAGUACCAGGGACUGUGUCCUCCUGUAACUCGCACUGAGGAUGACUUUGACCCAGGCGCAAAGUUCCACAUCCCCGCAAACGUGCCCUACGUCAGGUAUUUUGUUAGUUUUGUUAUCCAGUUUCAGUUCCACAAGGCUCUUUGUGAUGCUGCUAAUCAUGUUGGACCUCUGCACACAUGUGAUAUCUACCAAUCUCAAGCAGCCGGGAAGCUGCUGGGCAAUUUGAUGGAGCUUGGUAACAGCAAGCCUUGGCCUGAAGCCAUGGCACUGAUCACCGGUCAGUCCAAAAUGAACGCCCAGCCCCUCAUGGACUAUUUCAAACCUCUCAUUGACUGGCUGGAGACGGAAAACAAUAAGAACAAUGAUGUUCGUGGGUGGCCCGAAUACGRCUGGAAACCUUACACGUCCAACCAAACAUAUGAAACUAAGAAAGUGGACUUCCUGGGAAUGAGUGUGGAAAGUUCAUCUGCCAUAGCUGGCCAGUGGAUCCUGUUGGUCAUUGGUCUGGUCCUCUUGGUAGCCACCAUCCUACUUGCCUACAAGUACAGGAAGUCAAAAAAGCCUGAAAGGUCCUCAUCUACAUUGGAACUCAGGCAAAAAGACUAGAUGUAAGUGCUGGAUAAAAGGAAAAAGUCUGUCCUGCCUUACUGCAGUUGGCACAAAACCAACCUCAAUGUGAACAAAAAAGAAAAACAUUUCAUGUACUUCAUAAAAUCUUGAUAUAGUAGCUGUUUUGACUUUUCUAAAUCAGUUUGAUCAGUUUUCUUAGUUUUUCUUUUCCACUUUYACUUUUUUAUUUUGACUGUUUUGACUUAUGAAAUGUGAGUCUUUAUGGUGAAGAAAUUCUAUAAUAUGUUAAAUAUUAUGUAAAUCAGUGCAAUUAAAAAAGACAAUGAGGUAUUACAGUUUUAAUGAAACCUCUAUAAAAUGCCUUUUAUACUGAAAUAUCUUGGUAAACUACUUGUUUUUAAAUGGGGAAAAUUUGAUGGCAAUGCUGUGUUAUAGCUGAAAAUGUUGUGUAACUCCAUUAUCCACAUAUUGAUUAUGUAAAAAAUGUGUUCAAUAAGCUUGGUUAGUUGACCAAGCUAUCAUUGAUUUUUAUGAUGUUAAAUGUUUUGACCACUUGGCCAAAAAAAUAGAUGAAAAAAAAAAGUUCAGUUUGACAUUUUACUCCUGGAGCAAGGUCAAUUUUGUCAAGACAAAACGUUUGGUAUUUAAGCUCAACAUAAACCCUCAGAAGAAUAUUCUUUAAAAACAACUAAAUAAUAUAACUAUUCACUUGGUAUUUAGUGCACUGUUUACACCCAUGAUUUCAGUACUAAAACUCAAGAAAACAACAGAUAAAAAAACACUGACCUGAUGGAAGUCUUGUACCCAUUUGAUCAUAUAAGCAAAAUAUUAGAUUUAAACAUUACAAACUUUAAUAAAACUCCUAAACUUGACCAACAAAGAUAAACAUUGCUGUAAAAGUGUCAUUUUAAACAAAAUUCCCACAGGUUUUUGAUAAAAUAAAUAUGUAACUGAGCUAUAGAUUCAGAUUUCAACAGAAAAAAAGAACAAAAGUUAUAUUUUCUUGAUGUGGAUUGACUUUUAUGAGUCUGCCUCUUUUUUGCAGUUUUAAAUACUGUUAAGACUAAAAUUAUUGUUUGCCUAUGCAAAGAAACAUGCCAGUUUUGUAAAUUUAUUUAUAAUAUUUAAAUGUUAAGGGAAUAAAUGUGUAUGUGUGAAAUAAWUGUAAAGUUGUGCAUUGCAUAAGCUUUUUUUAAACUGAUUUUUGUUGAAUUCUGUGUAAUAAAGACGUUGAAUUCUG